AUGGCACACACUCAGCUCGUUGACGUCCUCUCUGGCAGUUAAAAGCUCUCAGAGAUAAGACGAUGGGACACAGAGCUCUCACUCUGCUGCCGCUCAGAUCCUCGUCCUCAGAGACUGAAACAGGCCAAAGUAACUAAGUACAUUUACUCACGGACAAUAAUGAGCUACUUGUACUUGAUCUGAGUAUUUUCUGCGUCUUCGUAUUUCCGCUCCAUCACAGUUCAGAGAUUUCUGUCUCUUCAGCUGGUUGAAGCUGAGCAGGAGAAGGUUCCUCUCCAGACAUGCAGAAGGUGGAGGGACGGGGCACCCCGGUCAACCUGCCCUCUUCCAGGGGCCCGAGCACCCCGGGCUCUCCGGCCACAGGCAUCAUGACCCGGGUGAACGACCAGGUGGUGGGUUACAGGGACCUGGCCGCUCUGCCCAGAGAUAAGACCAUCCUGCAGGUGGAGAGACCCGACCUCAUGACCUACCAGCCGCACCUGAGCUUCUCGCCGCUCGACCCGCCGCGCAGAGAGCGCUCCCUCUCCCCCCCCCCCUCGUCUCCGACCAUGUCUCCUGAGGUGAAGGCUCGCAGAGCAGAGAGUGACAGCGGUUCUCCUGGAGGAUCCUCGUUGCAGCUCAACACCGGACGGAAGAUCAGCGUCAGUCUGCAGCAUUUCCACCGACCAGAUAAUGGAACCAACAUCUACAUGAAACCUCCGAUCUACAAACAGGAUGCUGCCAAACCUCUGGAGGGCAGUGGCGUGAUUCGCUCGGCCAUGUUCCCAGCGGCUCAGCCUCCAGAUCCCAACCAGCCGUCCAAGAUAGAGACAGAGUACUGGCCCUGCCCGCCAUCGCUGGCCGCCAUGGAGAUCGAGUGGAGGAAGAAGAAGCUGCCGGAGGAAGAUGAGUUUGAGGACCUGACAGAAGAAGCCAGGACGCUGCAGGAGCAGGAGCUGGAGAAGAUCAAGUCCAACCUGGGUCGUCUGAUCCUGAAGGAGGAGAAGGAAAAAGGCCUUAACUUCCGCAGGAAGACACAGUCACUUCCUGACAGAACACACAUGCACACCAGUUUGUCAGUGAGUGCAUCGAAGUCUCCGUCACACUCGGGUUUGACCAGAAUGCAGUCAGCAGAGUUUUCCACCGACGGAGACAAAGCAGCUUCAGAUGCUCAGAAUGGAGACGCUCGCAGAGAGAGGAUGGACAGAGGGAACUCUCUGCCCAGUAUCCUGGAGCAGAAGAUCUAUCCCUAUGAAGCUCUGAUUGUGACCCACAGAGGGCGCUCUAAGCUGCCGCCAGGAGUCGACCGCACCCGACUGGAGAGGCACCUGUCCUCGGAGGACUUCCUGCGGGUGUUCGAGAUGCCGAUGGCCGACUUCGACCGUCUCUCCUUGUGGAAACGAAAUACACUGAAGAAGAGAGCUUCACUUUUCUAACAGGAAGUGACCUCGUUCCAAAGUAAUACUUGAUGAAGGUCAGAGGAGGAGGAGCCGGCCGUAUCAGCAGAUAUCCAGAGCCAAUCAUCACGUCCGUCCGUCUAACUAACCAAUCACGACCCUGGGUGUGUGGCGCCCCCCUGAGGAUCAGACGGAGAUGAACCCUCUACUCUGACUAACCUGAUGCACUGACACUCGUUACCUGUGCUGCACUUAUAAUCACCACUGCUUGCAAAUCACUCUCAUUAUGUGUCCACACACGCCAUCAUCUUCAUCUUCAUCAUCUUCAUCAUCUUCAUCAUCUUCAUCAUCAUCAUCACACAGGGGUCUGGUUCCUCAGAGUUUAACCUGCAGACGUCUGUAUCGUGUCAGAUUAGCAUGUUAGCAUGUUAGCUCAGGUGUUCUGGUGUCAUGAAGCUGGUUACCGAGGCAGCCGACCAAUCAGAUCUCUGGAAAUCAUCACUGCUACAGGAGUUCUUCACUGAUGAUGUCACUUCCUGUCACAUUAAAAGCAUCACGUGAGCGUCUCUCGAGAACACGCUCAGAACGGAGAUCAUUCAUUGGUCGCCUGUUCUCCUGCGUGUUGUCACAUUUCAUUUGAUUGUGACGUUUUAUGAAGAGCGAGAAAGUCCAGACUUUUAUUCUGAAACUGAGCUUUGAAUCCUGUCACUUCCUGAAACUUAUUAUUUUCAGGUUUCAACAAAAAUACUAAGAACAAAUGUUCUUUAUGUUUUGUCAACAAAACAACUCGGUCCAGUUUCAGAGAAAACGUUCGAUCGAUGACAAACAGCUGCUGACCUGACGGUGCGAUACUGCCCCCCAGAGGUCAUGUGCUGGAUUGCAACAACUCUUCCGAGAGCCACAGGAAACACGAUGUAGCACGAGAACGUUUCUCAGUGGCUCCUCUCGACCGUGAAGAACAGAAGUUCCCUGACUGGACUGAACGUUUUACAGAUGUUCUGUUUGACUCGUUUGUUUUAAUCUCGUCAGGAGACGAACGCGUGAACAGUGAAGUGAACAGAACCAGCUCCAUGACACCAGGAACCCGAACAGAACCCGACUCUGACGCCAGCUGUUCAAUGUCAUAAAGUCACAUACUCAACAUGUAACUUAAUUAUAAAAUAUAUUUAUGACCUGUAGCUUUAUUUAUUUGAUGAUUGUAAUUUUUACUGCCACACGUGAACUGCUCUUAUGUUGAAAAUAUUACUUUUGGUGUACAGUUGUUUUUUUUAUUUAAUGAAACGACAUCACCUCCCACUUUAACUCGCCGCCGACAUUUCACCACUAAUCUCAUGGCAACAUUUUAAAGGAGAACUUCGUGCUAAUCAACGUGUUUGUGUUGGAUCGUGUGUUCAGGUAGAAAACGUCUCUUUCUUCUGCAGACGCCUUCAUAACAUUCUGUCUGUUUCAAAGGAAUUCAAAUAAAUCUGAAAUAAUAUCAAA
Molecule: messenger RNA, 2858 nt
Organism: Hippoglossus stenolepis (Pacific halibut)
Lineage: Eukaryota; Metazoa; Chordata; Actinopteri; Pleuronectiformes; Pleuronectidae
Gene: dmtn
Product: dematin actin binding protein
Exons: 16
Coding region: 282-1415 (377 amino acids)
Biological process (GO): lamellipodium assembly; actin filament bundle assembly; cytoskeleton organization
Cellular component (GO): actin cytoskeleton; plasma membrane
Molecular function (GO): actin filament binding
Source: RefSeq, a predicted model, not a curated record